Molecule: messenger RNA, 4690 nt
Organism: Planococcus citri (citrus mealybug)
Lineage: Eukaryota; Metazoa; Arthropoda; Insecta; Hemiptera; Pseudococcidae
Exons: 5
Coding region: 3846-4598 (250 amino acids)
Source: RefSeq, a predicted model, not a curated record
AUCACUGAUAUUACUUUGUGUAUGGUAGAUGAUAAAGGAAAUAAAUUCAAUAAUUUUGGUGAAUUGUGGGAAAUCACCAUCGAUUUAUUUUUGAGAUCUUCCAGUUGAAAUUGCCGUCAAUGAUCACUUACAAUAACCUACACAUACCUACAAGUAUUUUCAAUUCAACAAGAAAAACUCUAGGUAGUAAUUUUCAAGAUAUUUUUUCAAUCAAAUCCAGAAAAAAUAAGACAAGCGGUCAUUCUUCCAUUUCCAAGAAAUCAAAGUCGACCAAAAAUCGGAAGCAUUUGGGUGGUUCCAUAAAGAAGAAGAAGUACCCUAUUUCAAAGCAUUUGACAUCAAGAAACAAACAUUUUCUCAAAACUCUUGGCUUCAAAGUGAAUACAAAAUGAUUAGCAGCCAUGUUUUUGACAUACUGGAACCAAUAGUUAUUGAAGAUUCCAUUGAGGAAUUUUCAUAUCACACUUACAAGCCAUUCAAUACUUCCAAUAUUGGUUACAAUGAUGAAAUUCGUAUACCUAUUCAAAGCAGAGAUGUAAUCACAAUUCCCAGUCUUUCUUACUUGAAGAUUUAUGGAAAAGCUGAAAACUUGGAUGCAAAUUACAAAUUUGACUACAAUAGUAUCCUAUAUUUAUUCAACUCAAUUUCUUAUGAGCUUAAUGGUGUUUUGAUUGAUCGUACAGUUAAUGUAGGUCUGACAAGUACCUUGAAGUCAUACUUGACAAGUACACAAUUUGAAAAAAAUUAUCACGAAUCAUUAGGGUACACUUUUGAAAAUACAUAUAGUCAUGUAUACGAUGAGGCGACCGGAUACAUUGAAAUUUAUUUGCCUUUCAGAGAUUUAUUUGGCUUUGGAUGUGAUUUCAAUAAAAUUAUACUCAAUGGGUUGCAAGAAUUUAUAUUAUCACGUUCUAAGGAUGACUCCAAUAUUUUCUGCCCAAAAGUUCCAAUCAUAGGAGCAGAUGCUGAGGUACCUAAAUUUACACUACAGGAAAUUGCUUGGUGUAUGCCACAGAUUAGGACAUCUGAUAAGUUUCGAAUUUCAUUACUUAAUGUCAUUAAAAAUAAUACUACUCUUAACAUUCCGUUUCGAACAUGGGAUUUAUACACAUACCCAUCACUUCCUCAAGCUACCUCACAUUCAUGGACUGUGAAAACAACAAAUUCUCUAUUAAGACCGAGAUUUGCAAUUUUUGCUUUUCAAACCAAGAGACGUAAUGAUCUUUCAAAAGAGGUUAGCAAAUUUGAUCAUGUUGACCUAGAAGAAUUCAAAUUCUUCCUCAAUGAAAUAACAUACCCUUAUGAAACAUCGUUGAUCGACAUUGGUAAAAAACGAUUCUCAAUGCUAUACCAUAUGUUUGUAAGGUUCUAUGCAUCCUUUUAUAAUAUUCCUUUCUAUGCAACACGGUUCAGCAUGACAGAUUUCAAAGAGAAAAUGCCUAUGGUUGUGAUUGAUUGUUCGAGACAAAAAGAGAACUUCAAUAUCUCCACAAGUGGACCAAUCAAUAUCAGAUUUGAUUUUAGAUGUAAGAAUAACAUUCCUCAAGGAACUGAGCUCCAUUGCUUGUUAAUUUAUGAUAGAGUAUUUAGUUAUAAAGCUUUUGAUGGUAAUGUUAUACCAAAAAUCUAGAUAAUUGUAUUCACACAUUUAACUAAGUGUUCAACUGUACAUAUUUUCAAUAUAUUUUUACUCCCACAAUAACGAAGAUUUAUUUCUUAGUAUUCAACGAAAAAAAUGAGUCUAUUUGAAAUCAAAAGUUAUAUUUAUUUGUAAGUACAAUGAGUGUCAAUAUACUUAAAAUACUUAAAAAGCUUAGAUUAUCAGUUGAUAGCUUACAAAUCACUGCUAUCACUAAAAUAUGUAGAACUAUCAUCACUAGUGUAACUACUACAUGUGCUAGAAUCUGUAUCAGUACAAUUAUCUGAGUCAUUAGAAAUACCAGAAGUAAAAUUAACACCAUAAUUGCCUUUAACUUUUUUAAUAUCAUUCAAAGUUUUUCUACGCUUUACACUUGGUGACUUACAUAUUUCCAAUGACGAUGACGGGGAGUUUGAUACAAAAUCACCAGUUUUGCAAGCAAUCUCACGGAUGGUUUCCAAGUUGAUACCCGAUUCACAUUUUUCAAUUAUAGGUGUUCUUAGAGUAGUAUCGGUGACUUUUUCUCCAUCUGUAGAUAUCUCAGUAGGGGGUACAUUUAUAGGUGUUGUAGGUGUUGUUGGUACACCAGAAAUAUCCAUAUUCAAUUUUUGAUGAACUCUUGGAUUACGUAAAUGAGCCUUUAAAUUAUCACGACGUGGAAACACACGCUUACAAACCUCGCAGGUCACUUGGGUUUUUUUCUCAUGUAUGGUCUCUUUAUGUCUUUUUAGAACAUAGUUUUUAGAAAACAUAGAACCGCAAACAUCACAUUGAAAUUUUUUGGGUGUAUCACCUUUUAUCUCCAUCAUGUAUUUUCAAUUUUAGAGCACACGUGCACACAUGAAAGCGGACAAAAAUAUACUGAAGGAUAAUGAUAGCCCAGACUUCUAUUUAUAUGAAAAUUUAUUAAAAAUAUCUACAAACUAUACCAAUUAAUUCUUACUUGCAUAAAAUGUAAUAAAUUAUUCUGGCUAACAGCACAUACUUAUUUGUAAAAUAUUAUUUUUUAUACCGUGGUAAGUAAGCUUGAGGUUCUUCUUAGCAUUCCAUUCUAAUAGCUUUUCCGGUGUAUCAAAUAAGUGAUGGACUGAUUUAGGUAAAUUCAGCUUACAGUCUGCUGCAUUAACUACCACUGCCAUACCAUAUUUGGUUGUAUAACAUGAAAAAGAUUUGACUUCGAACACUGUACCAUCCGGAAAUGCACUGAAUUUCUUAAACGGUAGCAAUUCUUGCUGAGCACAAUUAUUGAAAGAUACUAAUAACUGAUCCAUGAUAAAACUUGGUAAAAAGCUUUCAGCAGUAAAGUACUUCAACACUCCACAACGUUUGGAAAUGAACUAUUUUGUACCAUCGGUGUUGAUAUCUAUUUAUAUGGUGAAUUUCUAAUGAAUACUAAGAUUGGGUAUAAGAUAGAAACCUACCUUCAAAUUGCUAAUGAUGAAGUUAGAAGAAAUGAAUUGACAUUUACACAUUAUUAAUGAUGUUUUCAGCUUAAUGUGUUACUGUACUUAUUAGCGGAUGAAGGGUGAUUGAUUUUUUCAAGUCUAGACCUGCUCAUAUGGCUAAAGAAUACCCAGAUGGGGUAUAAGAUAGAAACCUACCUUCAAAUUGAUGAUGAUAAAGUUAGAAGAAAUGAAUUGACAUUUACACAUUGUUAAUGAUGUUUUCAGCUUAAUGUGUUACUGUACCUGUUAGGGGAUGAAGGGUGAUUGAUUAAUUGAUUGAUUUUUCAAGUCUAGACCUGUUUAUAUGGCAAAUCUCUAAAGAAUACCAAGAUAGGGUAUAAGAUAGAAACCUACCUUCAAAUUACCUGUAAACUAUACAUAAUGAUAAAGGCAGAAGAAAUGAAUUGACAUGUACACAUUGUUAAUGAUGUUUUCAGCUUAAUGUGUUACUGUACCUGUUAGGGGAUGAAGGGUGAUUGAUUGAUUUUUCAAAUUGAGACUUAGAAAAUAACUAAGCUAACAAAUAAAUGAUGAUACUACCAGGUAUGACAGGUUGCCUACAUAACUAAUGAUUUCAUCAGCUUCAACAGGUGAGUGAAUAUGGCUGUAAAUUAUUGGUCAAGAGUAGGGAUAAAGGAAAAGAGGUCUCCUUCUUCAACCAGUUGUUCAAGGUUUUAUUCUCCCAGUUCGCGUUGUGUAGUAAACAUCUUGGUCUUGACUAGUGUUCUAUUUAUUUUUUAUUUAUUUAUUCAAUUUUCAAAAUGCGUGUAGACAGUCCGUUGAAUGCGUUGAAUGUUCUCAGUGAAUCGAAAUCUUUGAACCCACCUAGAAAUCAUAUAUUUAGUAAACCAAUACAAAUGGAUCAGAAAACUCCUUCAAACACAAAAAAAACUAGAAAAGUAAAAAAUGCAGUCGAUCCUUAUCCAAAAGUGAAAAAUACAGUCAAUCCUCAUCCAAAAGCGGAUGUGUCACAAGCUAAAUCUGAUGAGACCUUAAAUUUAGAUAUUUACUGGGAUGGAUUAUUUCAAGAUGCGCAGCCACCAUAUGACCCCCGAGAUUUUCCCCCAGUAAAUACUGAAACCACAAAAAAUACUGGUGCUGGAGUUCUUUUUGCUCAAAUGGUGGCAGAUACCGUCAGCAGUUCAAUUGCAAAUGUGCCCCCUCAUUCUACAUCUUCAUCAUCCAAUGUUGCCCCCCAACCCCAUACAUCAACACAUGAUUUCUUUCAAUAUAUGGAGAUCAUUAAGAAAUCAAACUUUGUGUUAGAAUUCCCCCCUGGUCUCACAAAUGAUGAGUAUUUAAACAAGAAAGUUGGAUUUGAGGCAAUGGUUAAUCAGCAUAACCCUAGGAUUAUAUAUGAGGAUCCACAUAGGAAAUUUGUGUGUUAUUUCCUGGAGACGGAGCCUGGUAUUAUUCCAUCCGCCAUUGAUGGAUUCUGCAAUUUUAUGAGAGGGGUACCAGGAGCCCCCUUAGUCACUAUAGCCACUACUAUAAGAAUGUGUUUAAAUAAAUAAGUAAAUGACUUAAGUAAUCUAAGAAUGUUAUUUAUUGAUUUAUUUAUGUACAUGAAAAUCUUUCUAAAAUAUAACUAUUAAGUAUUUACAAA